CGCGUAAGUCCGAUUUGCAGCGUUUAAAAGUCCCGAGAUCUUUCCAACAAAUAGGGAGGGAGAGCUUCGCUUCGCUGCGCCCCGAAGGGUCAUGACUAAUAAAAGGAAUGCGAAGACUCGGACCAAAUCCUGAGCUGUCCGGAAGCAGGAAGUUCGGUAACGUUUCUCCGAGAAGUGCGGAGCUUUGGACAACGUGGAGUGUUUAUUAUUGUUCGCUUCGGGUCUCUCGUUAAGACGCCAGGCCCAAGCUUCCACGCUUGUCAGGUGUUCUCCAGACUGUCACCUGUUUAGUGAAAUUAAAAAAAAAGAAAAAGAAAAAAAAAGGGACAGCGAGCCUGGGGCCGGCCUGGAAUAUUUUUCAUGACCUUUCUGGUGUGUAGGGUGAGUGGGAUGUGCCCUGAACAGCACUUGGAGGGAAAUGGUUAAGACUUCCCAUAGGAGGCUGUCAGCAGAACCCUGAUCUCUCACUACGUGGUGCGACCAGCCAUGUUGUUGUUUGGGUAUGCUUAUGUAAUGCUUUGAUUUCUUUAGCACCUGCCCCCUUUACAUUCAGGUGACUUAUAGGGUGAAGACGCUGCACGGGAAGACAGUAGGAUUUAUCACCACAAUAACAGUUACUUAGUGUCUUCAGCGUCAUCUCCAGCAGAAUUCAGAGAGAGCAUGGAUAGUAAAUCUCUAGCCUGUAUCACAGAACUUUUAUCGCCUGCCAUGUAAUUUUUUUAGUGUGAGUCUUAGGACCUUUUUACCUUGUUUCUUUAAGAUUUUAUUCAUUCAUUCAUGAGAGAGACAGAGGCAGAGGGAGAAGCAGGCUCCGUGCAGGGAGCCGGACGUGGGACUCGAUCCCAGGACUCCAGGGUCACACUCCAGGCUGAAGGCGGUGCUAAUCCCUGCCUUGCCCCCUGUAUUCUGCUUGUCAAAGGAAAAGCCUGUGAAAUUCUGUUAUUUAAAAAGGUGCAGCUAUAGUUGUAAUGUUUCCUCUGCUUAAAGGAAAAGAAAAACAGCACUUUGUUGAGUAAAUAGGAUAUGUAAUAGAUGAAGCACUCAGAACCAAGUAGGUGAUGAGUACAUUUGGUUGUAGUUGUUUGCCUACUAGAGAGAUUAGCAGGAUAGGAAAGAAUUAUUAGUGGUUUUCAGUCUUACUGCCCCUUUAGGAUUACCUGGAGAGAUGAAAAAAAAAAAUAAACAAACGAACAAAAAACGGUGCCUUAACCCCAGGGCAGGCCAACUGAAUGCCGGGUAUCUGAGUGAGAGUCCCAGGCAAGAAUGGAUUUUGUUUUUUUUUUUUUUUUUUUUUUUUUUUUUUAAGCAAGUCCCACCGGUGAGGGGCAGCCCAGGUGGCUCAGUGGUUUGGUGCCGCCUUCAGCCCAGGAUGUGAUCCUGGAGGAGACCUGGGAUCGAGUCCUGCGUCAGGUUCCCUGCAUGGAGCCUGCUUCUCCCUCUGCCUGUGUCUCUGCCUCUCUCUCUGUCUCAUGAAUAAAUAAAUAAAAUCUUAAAAAAAAAAAAAAAGUUCCACAGGUGAUUCUAAUGUGUAGCCAGGGUUGAAAACCACUAUUCCAGAGUAUGGGGAGGAACUCUGUGCCAUUAGUAAGCAGUAUGCCUUUUUAUAUUGGGAGUUAUUUCUGUGAUCUCUGCAAUCACUUUACCUCUCUUCCCCAUUACCUUGAAUCUGGGCUCUAGGUUCAAAUCUACCCCUAGUCACUUGGGUAGCUUAUAUAACCUUUAAGAUUAUUAAGGAUUAUAUGAGACCAUAUAUGCCAAGGAUUCAUCACAUUAUGUGAUACUGUGCUCAAUAAAUAAUAACUUUCAUUAGUUAUCCUCCACAGUCAGUGUUCUGUUUUGAGAAACAUAAGCGGCAGAGUACUAAGAAAUCAGAACUGCCAUUUUCAGACCUAAUGAUGAUUGACUUUUGUCCUAUUUUUCCAUUUCUACACAAUUGACAUGAGGUUAAAUUGCCAUGUAAAAUAUUUUGGUGACAAUUAGUAAGAAUCUUUAUUGAAAACCUUAACCUGUUUUGUGGUGACAUAGAGUAAUAGUAAUACAAAACUUUUUUUGUGUGUGUGACUUUGUCAUGCAUAAUACAAAGGAAUGCUGUGCUAGUUAGUAGCCCAGUUAGUGCCUAUAAAGGUUUUGAAAUAGGUGCUUAUGGGUUACUAUAACUGUUGAGCAGACUCGGUUUUUUUUGCCUCUAAAUACAGAUGGGAAAAACUAGUAAGGCAGUUAUGGUAAAACUGCUGCUGCUCCCAGCCCACCUCUUUUUUUAAACCAAGGAGCUCUUUAGAGAAGUCUUCCUUUACUGAUUUGGAAAUAAAUCAUAGUACAAACUGAAUUAUCUGUAAUUCUGAUCAGUCUGAAAAGAUAGAGAUUCAUCCAUGUGUAUUUUUCAUAGAUUUCACUUUUGAGUAGACCUUUAUAGUUGGAUAUUUUUGCUCUUUUUCCCUCCUUACUUCAGUGUAUCAUGUUAUAGUAUUACUCUUAUUUUGGAAAUCACUGUAUUCUCAUAUGACAUGAUUUUGCAAGUCAUUAUAGUGAUGUGACAAAGUAAGUUACCUUCCAUUUUCUACUACACAGGCAAGUUUUUGUUAGUUUGGGGGCAUAAUCAAAUUUUAGGGAUAUAAGGAUGUAAUAUAAUAAUUUGUAUAAACAAAGUCUGCUUUAAUGUGGUUUUCAAUAUUUAUUUAUUUGUUUGUUUGUUUAUUUAUUUAUUUAUUUAUUUAGUAGGCUCCACACCUAACAUGGAGCCCAGUGCAGGGCUUGAACUUAUUAUGACCCUGGGAUGAACACCUGAGCUGAGAUCAAGAGUCGGACGCUUAACCGACUGAGUCACUCAGGCACCCUGCAAAUAUUUUUAUAUUGAUUGCAAAUCAGACUUAUACUUUGUACUUCCAUCAUGAUCGGUUUUCUUUUUUGACAUUCUUCUGGAUGAGUGUAAUAAUUUUCUUCAUUGUUAGAUUUGCAAGUAGCAGUAUGGAACAAUAUGGCAGUUCCAACAGAGAGAUCUCUUAUACAGAAGCAUAUUUUGAGGAAAAGUGGUAUUUGAAGGAAGAGGGGAAUAAGUUCCUAUUAUUGCUUAAUAUUGAUGUACAUGUAAUUUAAAAGAUUUGAGUUCACACUUCAAUUAAAAGUAGAUUUUCUGUGUGUGUGUGUGUCUGUGAGAAAGAGAGAGAGAGAGAGAGGGGAAAGAAGGGGGAGGGAGAGAGUCUUCUCAUUCUAUUAUGUAGUGAAGAUGAGGGGAAAAGUGAUUACUAGGUGGUGUAGGCCAGAUUGGUUAGUAUUUUAAAAUUACGAAGUUUUUUUACCUCUCAGUAAAUUUGUGCAAAAUACUGUGAUCGUUGGUGAAGACUUUAACUUUUCAUAAUGAUGAUAGUGCUAAAGGAUGUUAAUCUAAAAGUUAGAAUUUAAAUAUAGUUUUUAGGCCAGUAUUUCCUAGCCGAUCUAUCACUAUAGCUGACAUUAUUUGCUUCUGUCUUCAUGCCCUCCUGUAUCGCAAUCACUUGGGGCUUUCCUAGGCAUAAUCUUUGACUUCUAACUUAAGCCCUGUCAUAGAGCCAAGUUAUUUUGCUAAAGUUUGUUUCUAAUAAUGUUAUUCUCUUUUAAUUUCACUAAAUUAUUGUAUCUUCGUGUACUCUCUUCUGAGGUAUAAUCUUCCUACCAUCUCCACAAAUAAUUCCUCAUCCUUCAGCACCAGUUUUUACCAAUGGCUGUGGAACUCACUCUCUUUGCUUGUCUUCAUCUCAGAUUUGGACUGAGCAACAAAUUUGAAUCAGAAUUCCCUUCUUCAUUAACUGGAAAAGUAGCUCCUGAAGAAUUUAAAGCCAGCAUCAACAGAGUUAACAGUUGUCUUAAGAAGAACCUUCCUGUUAAUGUACGUUGGCUACUUUGUGGCUGCCUUUGUUGCUGCUGCACAUUAGGUUGCAGUAUGUGGCCAGUUAUUUGCCUCAGUAAAAGAACACGAAGAUCGAUUGAGAAGUUAUUAGAAUGGGAAAACAAUAGGUUAUACCACAAGCUGUGCUUGCACUGGAGACUGAGCAAAAGGAAAUGUGAAACGAAUAACAUGAUGGAAUAUGUCAUCCUCAUAGAAUUUUUACCAAAGACACCGAUUUUUCGACCAGAUUAGCAUUUACUUUAUUUAUAGAGACUUUCCAAGUAUGUUGUCUUUCCAAUGGUGCCUUGCUUGGUGCUCUCCUGGUGGUGACAUAACAUUGGUUCUACAGAAUCGUGUGGUGUUUUUUUCUGUUUUUGUUUUUUUAAAUAACCGCAUGUUCUAAGUGUGCAUUUUUGUCAAACUUUGCAAGUUAUUUCAUACAGAUGUUUAAUACUUAAGUUAUUGUGCUCUUUUCUGUUAUGUAUUCUGAUUUUCAAGGAUUACUUUUUUGUAUUAUCAAAAAAAUACAUUUGAACUUAGCAUAAAAAGUGGCCAGCCUUUUUUAUUUUUCACCAAGGUACACACAGUCCUUUAUUUAUUAAUUCCAUAAUAUAGAAGAACACUUUUGUAAGGCUCUACUUAUCUAUUCUAGCAAGCACACUCUUUGUAUUAUUUUUCUUCCUUUUAAAAUUUAAAAUAGUUGUUAUUUUAAAACAAUAAGUUUUCUUUAAUAGCUUUUUGAACCUAACACAUCCUUUCCCAUACAAUUCCUAAUGCUCUGUUUACAGCAGAAAUAUCCCUAACAUUAUGAAAACCUAUCAAAAAAAUUUUGAAAGUAUUUCUGUCUUCAGAGGUAGUAAGGCAGGAUUAAAUUAUUUUUAUUAGAAUAGACAAAUAAUGAAUGGUUAUGCAUGCACCUAAUGGUUACUAGAGCUCAGGAUCACAAAAUACGGUAGCAUUACAAUCUGUGUAUAUUUUUGAUCAAGAUGAUAAUAAUGGCCUUACUUGCGUUAUUUUUUAUCAUUUAUCAAAUCUUAUAUAGAAAAGUAUGGAAAUACUCCUUUAAAAAAUUUCUAAGGAAAAUAUUUCUCCCAAUCUAACAUAAUUGUAAAAUGGCUAUGUUUCUGAAAAGUUUUUGAAAGAAAGCAAAAGUUCUAGAACUAAAAGUAAACUGGUGUUUAAUACCCCACUGAUACUUAGAUUAUUACUAAGAAAUGGAGGACAUAUUUAGUACUGUUUUUAUCCACUAGUUUGCUUUCAGUCCAGUUAUGUAUACUUUUUUGAUUGAGAAUGUGACAUAUAAGUUUCAGAUUAGUUUGUUUCUUUUAACUAUACACAUACAUUUUUUUUCUUUCCUUUUGGUUGUACAUAUCUCCAUGUGUUUUAAAACUUUCUAAAUUUCUGAGUGGCCUAUGUGUAAAUUUCUGUUUUUAUAGACCUGGCAUUAUACAAGUUUUAAUGUGUGUCAAAAACUUGUUCCAUACAGCUGUGGUAUCUAGCAAUAAUGUGAAUAACUUUUGAAAUUAUAUAAACUAUGCUUACUAAUUUGUAUUAAGAAUUGGUACCACUAUACAGUAUCUUUUCUCCUUGUAUUAAAUCUUUUAAAUACCAGUUUCUUUAAUUUA
Nyctereutes procyonoides (raccoon dog) is the source of this 5487-nucleotide messenger RNA. RefSeq names its product cysteine rich hydrophobic domain 2 (gene CHIC2). Bases 3695 to 4114 code for a protein of 139 amino acids. NCBI's taxonomy places the organism in Eukaryota, Metazoa, Chordata, Mammalia, Carnivora, Canidae. The record is from RefSeq and is a predicted model, not a curated record. The transcript has 6 exons.